Messenger RNA from Hemicordylus capensis (graceful crag lizard), 2005 nucleotides. RefSeq names its product splicing factor Cactin-like. The transcript is spliced from 3 exons. Bases 151 to 663 code for a protein of 170 amino acids. The record is from RefSeq and is a predicted model, not a curated record. Lineage: Eukaryota; Metazoa; Chordata; Lepidosauria; Squamata; Cordylidae.
CCGAGAGGCAAGGGGCGCGCGCCGAAGGGGGCCGGCCUAGAGCGGCCAUGGGCCCUCGCUCCCGGUUCAGGGAAAGACGACAGCGGAGAAGACGGUCCGGAUCCGAGGAGAGAGGGAGGCGGCGGAGAGGACGGGAAGAAAGAGGCAGAAAUGGCAGAAGAAGAAAGAAAAAAGUGGAGACCACCACCACAAGAGACACAAGAAGUGCACCCACCCCACACACACCAGGACCGCUCCCUCAGCUUGGAUUCCUCACUGGAAAAGCGAGGCCACAGCAGCGAGAGGAGGGGGAAGAGGAGCCGAAAGCGCUCCAGGUCCAGGUCCUCAGUGUCCUCCGUCUCAUCGCUUUCUCUGCCGUGGUCCCAAGGCUCCAGGGAAGACCUGGGCGAGCAGCUUAACCUCCAGGAGCGCUUGCAGCUGAAGGAGGACAAGAAGCAGAAGGAGCUGCUGAAGGCGCUCGAGACCCCCGAAGAGAAGCGGACCCGGCACCUGGCCAAGAAGGAGGCCAAGGAACGGAAGAAGCAUGAGAAGAGGGGCUGGGGGGAAGAGUAUAUGGGCUACACCAACACUGACCACCCCUUUGGGGACAACAACCUGCUGGGAGCUUUCAUCUGGAGCAAGGCGAGUCUCGAACCGGAACCCAAGGUCAUCUCGUGUCGGUAGCUGAAAUCUGGCUCAAGAUGCUUGGAGAAAUGGUUCACAAACCGAACACGUUUUUAACUGUUCUCCCUUCAACGUCCUUUCCUGAAACACAACCAUCGGAACUGGACACCGUGUUGCAAAUGUGGCUGCAUCCUAGAUUUGUAUAAGGACACCAUGAUUCCAGUCCCUUUGAUGCAGCCUGUCUUGGACCUUUUCGGGGGCUAACUUCGUAGCUCUUGGUCUCACCUGGUUUCUGGGUUGCUUCUAGGCCCUGGAGAAGAAGGGGGUUGGCCACUUGGAGGAGAAGGAGCUGAAGGACUAGAAUUAGUGGCUUCAAGAGGAAAGUUACCUGGAGCUGCAGAAGGUAAGAGCUGGAAAAGGGAGGCGAGCAAGUCAUUUGCUGUAACUCGUGUGAAAGAAUUAGGGUUAGGGUUCUCUCCUUCAGGGCUUUUUUUGAACCCCAGGACCAAUGUUUUGGCCCAGGGUACAGCUUUGAAAUGCAGGGAAAGGAACAUCUCUGAGCAAGUACAGAGUGCCCUGCCCUCCACAUUGAAUAUCCCCAGCCAACUCCUAGACCCAUAGGGUUAGGGGGGAGAAAACCCUGUAGCUCAGAGGAUGUGAUCUGCAGCUCAGUGACAGAGCAUCUGGUUUGCGUGCAGAGGGCCCUCUUCAUCCCCAGCACAGCAUCCCUCCAGUGGCUGUUGUUGGUGUCUACCUUAUAACUCUUUUUUAGAUUGUGAGCCCUUUGUGGACAGGGAACCAUCUUAUUUACUUAUUCUUUAUUUUUCUAUGUGAACUUUGGAAACUUUGUUGAAAAGGGCUGCCUCUGGAGCAAGGACCUUCUGUUUUCAGAGAUGGGGAGGCUCUUAUUGCAGCAGGGAGCACAUUCCAAAGCCUCGGGGCAGCAAUGGAGAAGGCCAGUCCCUGAGUAGCUACCAGACGAGCUGGUGGCAACUGCAGAUGGGCCUCUCCGUAUGAUCUCAGUGGGUGAUGAGGUUCAUAGUGAAGAAGAAGACAGGUGAUUGGACUGUUCCAACUCUGUGGUCUUUAACAGAAGGAAGCCUUUGCUGGUGGCACAGCCUCCGGCAGGUCUCCAGCAGACGAGCCGCCUGCAGGUGGCUGCCAAAGGGGGCUGGCCUUCGGGGGUGGGAACAAUGCAUCUAUCUAUCUAUCUAUCUAUCUAUCUAUCUAUCUAUCUAUCUAUCUAUCUAUCUAUCUAUUUAUUUAUUUAUUUAACACAUCUUGAUAUCGCCCAAAAUGCAAGUUCUCUGGGCCCUUUACAACAAAACAAAACAACCAAUAAAAAGAUUAAAACAUUUCAAACACAAUUAAAACAAUAUCUAAUUAAAAGCCUGGGUGAACA